AUGAACGGCGAGGAGCAGUACUACGCAGCCACGCAGCUUUACAAGGACCCGUGCGCAUUCCAGCUGGGCCCGGCGCCGGAGUUCAGCGCUAGCCCCCCUGCGUGCCUGUACAUGGGCCGCCAGCCACCACCGCCGCCACCGCCCCCGUUCCCCUGCGCCCUGGGCGCGCUGGAGCAAGGCAGUCCGCCGGAUAUCUCCCCGUACGAGGUGCCUCCCCUCGCCGAAGACCCCGCGGUGGCGCACCUUCACCACCUCCCUGCUCAGCUCGCGCUUCCCCACCCGCCCGCCGGACCCUUCCGGGACGGAGCCGAGCCCAGUGCCCUGGAGGAGCCCAGCCGCGUCCAGCUGCCUUUCCCGUGGAUGAAGUCUACCAAAGCUCACGCGUGGAAAGGCCAGUGGGCAGAAGCCGGUGAGCUCCCAGCACCGUCCCCAGACAGCCGAGGCCUAGCCAAGCUCAGGGAUUCAGGGCCAGUGGAGACCCAGGAAAUGGAGCUGCCUCCCAGGGAGCAGGACGCCUCCAAUGACCAGGGACGCCGCUUCGGCUUCUGGCACCUCCGCUCCGCCUGGGGAGAAACCCGGGCGGGUUUCAUCGUGAAAGGCUCCUCCGUGCUUUCGCGUGACGCGCUGUUGCCCCGGCCGCCGCCGCCUCCCCCCGGGGGUGCUGCGCCGCCAGCUGCUCCCGCCGCCGCCCGAGAGGGCCGCCUGCCGCCCGGCCUUAGCGCGUCCCCACAGCCCUCCAGCGUCGCAGCCAGGCGGCCGCAGGAACCCCGGUGAGGGACAGGGGCUGCUCCCUGCUGGGCGGCUUCGACCGCUCUCGGAAGAAGGGGAGCGGGCCUAGGACCCCAGGUGUGGACGACUGGCCCUGGCAGUUGGAUGGGGCAGGGACUGUGGGCCCCCCCCCUAGACGGGAGGGGAGAACCUGCUCUCCCAGGCGCACGUGCCAAUUGAGGCGCCUCAAGGAGAUACUGGCAGACCUUCCGGAAGGAGAAGGGACACUGGUUUCUGUCAUAUUGGGGCCUCUUCUGGAUACCAUUGCAUUGGCGAUGUCUGCCGCCCUUGCGCGUCCCCACCUCCAGCACUCCGCCAUGAGACCU
Molecule: messenger RNA, 1094 nt
Organism: Galeopterus variegatus (Sunda flying lemur)
Lineage: Eukaryota; Metazoa; Chordata; Mammalia; Dermoptera; Cynocephalidae
Gene: PDX1
Product: pancreatic and duodenal homeobox 1
Exons: 4
Coding region: 1-774 (257 amino acids)
Source: RefSeq, a predicted model, not a curated record